Messenger RNA from Myripristis murdjan (pinecone soldierfish), 1251 nucleotides. It is a transcript of the gene evx2, whose product is annotated as even-skipped homeobox 2. Gene Ontology annotation, biological process: regulation of transcription by RNA polymerase II. Lineage: Eukaryota; Metazoa; Chordata; Actinopteri; Holocentriformes; Holocentridae. The record is from RefSeq and is a predicted model, not a curated record. The coding region runs from base 1 to 1251 and encodes 416 amino acids. The transcript is spliced from 3 exons. Gene Ontology annotation, cellular component: nucleus. Gene Ontology annotation, molecular function: DNA-binding transcription factor activity, RNA polymerase II-specific; RNA polymerase II cis-regulatory region sequence-specific DNA binding.
AUGAUGGAGAGGAUAAGAAAAGAGAUGAUAUUGAUGGAGAGAGGUCUGCACAGUCCCGUUGCGGGGAAGAGGCUUGCAGACACGGCUGGAAAUUCAGUGCUGGAGGCCCUGGAAAACUCUCAGCACAGUGGACGGCUAAGCCCGAGAAUAACGUCGGCCUCUCUCCAUGGAAAUCUCGGGGACCUCCCGACCAAAGGCAAAUUUGAAAUUGACAGUCUUUUCGGUACACACCACAACAGCGAAAAUACCUCUUCGGCGGAAAUUUCAUCCACAGAAAACAGGAAGAAAAUGAGCCUUUAUCCUGAAGUUUCGCAAGACUCAGACAUGAACAGUGAUGUGGAGGUGGGAUGCCCAGCGCACCGCUCCCCGAGCCAGCACAAGGAAAACAGCAAAGGGUUUUCAGACAGUAAUUCUGGAUCUUCCAAUACAAGCUCAUCCUCCCUCUCCAAUGUGAACGGUAAUUCAGUGGGAGGAUCAAACAGUUCAAAUGCCGAUCAAGUCAGAAGGUAUCGGACUGCUUUCACCAGAGAACAAAUUGGAAGACUGGAAAAAGAAUUUUACAGGGAAAAUUAUGUUUCGAGACCAAGAAGAUGUGAAUUAGCCGCUGCACUAAAUCUGCCUGAAACUACAAUUAAGGUGUGGUUCCAGAACAGGAGGAUGAAAGAUAAAAGGCAGCGUUUGGCGAUGUCCUGGCCCCAUCCAGCAGACCCCAGCUUUUACACCUACAUGAUGACGCACGCGGCAGCCACCGGAAGUCUACCUUACCCUUUCCACUCGCACAUGCCUCUACACUACUACCCGCACGUCGGUGUCACAGCAGCGGCAGCCGCCGCCGCCGCCACCGGUGCUGCCUCGUCACCUUUCGCCACUUCCAUCCGCCCCCUCGAUACUUUCCGUGCACUUUCACACCCUUACUCACGACCAGAGCUCCUGUGCAGCUUCAGGCACCCGGGACUGUACCAGUCACCCGCAGGCCUGAAUAGUUCAGCUGCGGCAUCGGCGGCGGCUGCGGCGGCGGCGGCGGCAGCGGCGGUCAGCGCCCCGUCGGCCACCGGGCCUUGUUCGUGCCUCAGCUGUCACAGCAGCCAGGCGGCGAGCGCACUGGGCUCCAGGAGUGCCAGCGCUGACUUUACCUGCACAGCAUCGGGGCAAAGGUCCGAGAGUGGAUUUUUGCCUUAUUCUGCCGCUGUUCUCAGCAAGACCUCAGUCCCGUCACCAGAUCAGCGAGAGGAAACUUCUCUGAACAGAUAA